Molecule: messenger RNA, 1948 nt
Organism: Populus trichocarpa (black cottonwood)
Lineage: Eukaryota; Viridiplantae; Streptophyta; Magnoliopsida; Malpighiales; Salicaceae
Exons: 14
Coding region: 380-1756 (458 amino acids)
Source: RefSeq, a predicted model, not a curated record
UUCAAUUCAACCAACGACUUUGUCUUCUUUACCCUUUUCUCUCAUCACUCGUUACCAAACUACCCCGACCAUUCUCCCACGAAUCCGGAAAACAGACCUGUAAUUAAACCAAAAAACCAUGUCUAUUUCCGUCAAUAUAAAAGAUGUCUCUUUCACUUUGUUUUGCCGUGAAAGUGAAGCCAUGACGACAAAAAUGUCUCUGUUUCGAUGCCAUUCAUGAUUCAUUCACUCUGUAAUUUCCGAAUUCUUUUCUCUCGCUCACAGUUUCCUCUUCCGAAAACACAAGCAAGCUAAAUCCGAAAUAGAAAGGGAGUCAAUUCUCCGGAAAUUGGAACUUGCCUUAUAAAUUCCUUCUCUGCUGGUUCAAAGAAGAGUGGUGAUGAGCUGGAGGAGAGUCGCCAAGUCAUCACAGGGCCUUAUAGCUCAUGCCUUGCUUUUCUCAUUCACGCUUUUGCUUUCUUUCAAGCUAGACCGUGCUGUUUCUUACUAUUGGUGGAUUGUAUUUGCACCUCUGUGGCUAUUUCAUGCAGUUGUUGCACGUGGUCGGUUUUCCUUACCUGCUCCGUCAAUGCCCCAUGAUCGCCAUUGGGCACCAUGUCAUGCUGUCAUGGCGACGCCAUUGCUUGUUGCUUUUGAAAUUCUACUCUGUAUACAUCUCGAGAGCAUUUAUGUUGUAAAUUUGAAGAUUGUCUUUCUUCCAUUGUUAGCAUUUGAAACAGCAAUUUUGAUUGAUAACAUCAGGAUGUGUAGAGCUUUAAUGCCUGGAGAUGAAGAAAGCAUGAGCGAUGAAGCAAUAUGGGAGACUCUUCCUCACUUCUGGGUUGCAAUAUCUAUGGUCUUCUUCGUUGCUGCAACCAUAUUCACUCUUCUCAAGUUAUGUGGUGAUUUGGUAGUUCUUGGUUGGUGGGACUUGUUUAUAAAUUAUGGAAUUGCAGAGUGCUUUGCCUUUCUAGUUUGCACAAAGUGGUAUAAUCCAGUAAUUCAUAGGCAUUCCCGUAAUGGAGGACCCAGUUCAUCAUCAACAAGUAGAUAUGUUGACUGGAAUAGAGGCUUGAUGGUAUCAGAUGAAGAUGACCACCAGAGCAGUGGAAUAUGCAACCCUCAGGAGAUCGGUGGACACUUUUUGAAAAUUCCCUUCAUUGGUUUCCAGAUCAUGCUUUUCAUGCGCUUGGAGGGAACUCCACCUGGUGCUGAACAUAUUCCAUUUCUGAUUCUUUUUGCUCCGCUUUUGUUGAUUCAAGGAGCUGGGGUUUUGUUUGCUGCAUAUAGAUUGGUGGAGAAGAUUGUCCUUUUACUAAGUAUUGGAGCUGGUUCUGGUAGAUACUUUGCUGUCACUUCAAAAGCUCGUGAUUAUUUUGAAUUUUUGUACCGUGGAUCCAGGUUACUGGGGUGGUGGUCAAUUGAUGAGGGUAGCAGUGAAGAGCGGGCUAGACUUUAUUGUGCUGGAGGUCCAGGCUACAACACUUUUUCAGCAGAAAUUGUGAAGAAGAAGCCCAAAACUGAACUUGUUGAUGAGAUUCGGAGAUUACAUGCUUUGCUCAUUGAGCAGACAGAAAUUACAAAUUUUAGCCAGGAGGAGUAUGAAAGGCUUCAAAAUGACAAAAUCCUAUGUAGAAUAUGUUUUGAAGGACAAAUUAAUGUGGUCCUGCUUCCAUGCAGGCAUCAUGCCCUUUGCAGCACUUGCUGCGAGAAAUGUAAAAAAUGUCCAAUCUGCCGGGUCCCCAUUGAAGAGCGGUUGCCUGUAUAUGAUGUGUAGUUCCAGUUGUAUCCAUAAGAUGUGUAAUAGUGAAGGCUCCCUUGCUGCUUGUGAUUUUAGAUGAAGCACGCACUGGAAGCUACAAUUGUGGUGUCCUCAAUUCAAAUGUUACAGUAGUUUUGUACCAUUUUCCAGGAACUGUAAAUAUACCUCGACAGAAUUUGAUGAACUAUGAAAGUACCUUUUCUUUUA